AUGGCUUCGGGUCCGGCUACUCAGUCAUUAAAGUGUGUGGUGACUGGUGAUGGUGCAGUUGGCAAGACAUGUCUUCUGAUCUCGUAUACAACGAAUGCUUUCCCGGGUGAAUACAUCCCUACUGUCUUUGACAACUACACGGCCAGUGUUAUGGUUGACGGCCGGCCGAUCAGCCUGGGAUUGUGGGAUACUGCUGGACAAGAGGAUUACGAUCGCUUGAGACCGUUAUCCUACCCCCAAACCGACGUCUUUUUGAUCUGCUUCUCCAUCGUUAGCCCACCAUCAUUUGAUAACGUCAAAGCGAAGUGGUUCCCUGAAAUCGAACACCACGCCCCCAAUGUCCCUAUCAUCCUCGUCGGUACCAAGCUCGAUCUGAGAGAUGAUCGCGCGACUACGGAAGCACUCCGCGCACGCAAGAUGGAGACCGUCUCCUAUGAACAAGCCCUAGCCGUGGCUAAGGAGAUUCGCGCACAUAAGUAUCUUGAAUGUUCGGCGCUGACACAACGCAACCUGAAGAGCGUGUUCGAUGAAGCCAUCCGAGCCGUUCUCAACCCCCGCCCCGCUACGAAAUCCGGGAGGAAGGCAGUCAAAUGCAGUAUCUUGUAGAGCA
This is a messenger RNA of Penicillium vulpinum, 610 nucleotides long. RefSeq names its product putative Rho GTPase Rac (gene racA). The coding region runs from base 1 to 606 and encodes 201 amino acids. NCBI's taxonomy places the organism in Eukaryota, Fungi, Ascomycota, Eurotiomycetes, Eurotiales, Aspergillaceae. Gene Ontology annotation, cellular component: cytoskeleton; plasma membrane; cytoplasmic vesicle. The record is from RefSeq and is a predicted model, not a curated record. The transcript is spliced from 6 exons. Gene Ontology annotation, biological process: regulation of cell shape; actin filament organization; cortical cytoskeleton organization. Gene Ontology annotation, molecular function: GTP binding; protein kinase binding; GTPase activity.